AUGGUCGCUUUCGCUGCUUUACUCGUUACAUUUGCUUACCUGGUCAUUAUUCCUCUGCGAGUCGUUGCCAUUCCCCCAGAGUUCCUUCUCAAUCCUCCCGGAACUGCCGCCUUUCUUGAAACCAAGAACCGCACGGACAUUCCAGCCGACAGUAUACCUGCCGAUUGUCAAUCUCAAUGUACUCAAGAUACGCUGAAGAUGCUCACUAAUUGCACGGCUUCCAUGUGCAUGUGCACCGACGAUACCAACACCAAAAGUAAUGCAUGUCUCGACUGCCUUGUGACCACGCAAGAUUCUUCCAAGAAGAUUAGCCAGAGUACAAGGAACGCGUUGGAAGCAGAAUACGUCAACACAUGCAAAUUGCUUGGUAUCCGAAUCUCCAACGCCAAGAACUCUGCUUCGCGGGUGUUUGCCGGUAAGGGUGUGGCCGGUGGACAAGCGGGAGUGGUUGGCACGGUAGUUUUUGCGGCAGUUCUCUCUAUGGUUGUUUGA
Messenger RNA from Marasmius oreades (fairy-ring Marasmius), 492 nucleotides. RefSeq lists its product as uncharacterized. NCBI's taxonomy places the organism in Eukaryota, Fungi, Basidiomycota, Agaricomycetes, Agaricales, Marasmiaceae. The coding region runs from base 1 to 492 and encodes 163 amino acids. The transcript is spliced from 4 exons. The record is from RefSeq and is a predicted model, not a curated record.